GGUGCUUGCUUGCCGAAAUACAGGGAACCAGUGCUGAUAAUAUCCCGCAGGCGUAUAGCAUCAUAGCGCAAUUUUUGUCCGGUGCUAUUUUGUAUUUCCGAGGGUGCUGUCAUCCAGGAAGGAUUUGGAUACUAUUUAGUGAGCGUGCUUCGCCUAAUAUGAGCUUUUCGUCCACGACUUGAAACAAGAACAAAAGCAAUGGGAGCAUUUGGAGUGAUAAUAUGGAUUUUACAUUAUAUGGGACUCUAUAUUCAACUUAACGCCGCUUACAAACCGACUGUGCGAACCGAGGUGGACAAUCAUAUAUCUGGAAAUGCUCUCUUCACGGAGGUCCCUCAUGACACCACAACGCAUAGCGGUCAGGAUGUGGAGAUGGCCUGUUCAUUCCGGGGAGCGGGACCCUCCUACUCCCUGGAGAUCCAGUGGUGGUACAUGAAGAACCACAGAGACUGGCCAGAGAAACCCGCCUGGACCUCCAAUCAGGUGGUGCCAAUGGAGGAGAUGUCUAAGGAUGCCACCAAAAUAAGUGUGGUGAAAGUGGCUGGGAGCAACAUCUCCCACAAGCUCCGUCUCUCCAGCGUCAAGCAGUCAGACGAGGGCACAUACGAGUGCCGUGUCAUCGACUUCAGCGGCAGCGUGGCGCAGCACCACCGCGUCCGGGCCUACCUCCAGGUGGAAGCCGAGAAAUGGCUGGGCCACGGGUCAGCAGACACCCAGCCCCAGGAGCCCCGACACAAGGGACAGGGGAGCCAGGUGCACCCCCACCAAACACAGGACUGGGAACUGAAGAGGCGAUCGGCCGAUGACAGCACAGCGGACUGCACUGAGAGCUGUGUGCUCUAGAGUUUGGUUCUGUGUCCAGAUAGGAAGAACAGGAGUGCAUGUUCCCGAUAAUCUUAAGAAGGAUGAUUAUAUUUACACCAGCGGAGGCCUGGACAAAAACUGCUUAAUUUAUAAGUUCGUUUAUGAAUCGAUUUGUUUGGUUGUUUGUUAAUCUGAGAUUUGUUUCUGCUUGUUUGAAUUCGGAUUGUCACAGACCACCAGAGGGCAUGAUCGUGUUGUCUUGGUUCUUAAUGUAAUGUUAUUUCUCACUGUCUUUGUUAAAUGCUUUGUCCAUGAUUUCUGACUCUGGGGUUGUGAUGUGUGAAGAUGAGGGUGUCGUUGGGUGGAAAGGAUGCAAGGAAGGCCUGUAUCUCAAUAGUCUCAAGUAUCUUCCUUCCUUUGUCUCCUUUCCUUAAUAAGCACUGAUCUGAAAUGAAUGGAAAGGACAGAGCAAUAUAUACUUUCGGGCUCCUGAGUGGCGCAGCGGUCUAAGGCACUGCAUCUCAGUGAUAGCGACAUCACUACAGACCCUGGUUUGAUUCUAGGCUGUAACACAACCGGCCAUGAUUGGGAGUCCCAUAGGGUGGUGCACAAUUGGAUUCCUGCAUCAUCCAGGUUAGGGU
This is a messenger RNA of Salmo salar (Atlantic salmon), 1445 nucleotides long. It is a transcript of the gene vstm2lb, whose product is annotated as V-set and transmembrane domain containing 2 like b. Gene Ontology annotation, cellular component: membrane. Lineage: Eukaryota; Metazoa; Chordata; Actinopteri; Salmoniformes; Salmonidae. The record is from RefSeq and is a predicted model, not a curated record.